UCACCAUUGCGCUCCAGCGUGGGCAACAAGAGUAAAACUCCACCUCAAAAAAAAGAAAGAAAGAAACAAUCUCUAUCUUUUGUGCUCAUUGCUGAUCAAAUCCAUGUAAAUAUGGCAAACCAGCCUAGCAUCUGUGGCAGUUGACGCCGGUAACCCUGUCAGCUGCUGGAUUGCUGCCUAGGGACUGCUUGGAUGCUUGGCAGUUGGUAGCCCUGUAAAUAGGAAAUAUCCAUUAGGAGAGCCUGCAGCCACCAGUCACAGAGUGAUUACACGCCCCCUGUAGGAGAUGUGAAAAAGAAAAAGAGGAAAUCAAAUAUUCUGCAAUCUUACAACUAGUAAUGAUGUAUUUAUUUUCAGCUUUUUAUAUACGUUUUUCAAGCACUUCCCAAGUAUUUAUAGAGUACUUACUAUGUUCCAGGCUGGUGGCUGAGCAGUGAACAAACCAACCUAGGUCCUUAUAUCUGGAAACCUUAAGUUUGUGAACUUAAACACCCAUAUAUACAAUUGAGAUCAUAUCAUAAAUAUAAUUUUGUAUUCUAUUUUUCACAUUCUAUUUCAUAAGCAUUACCCUCUGCCAAUACUUUUUUUUCAAAUACCACACAUAAUGGCUGCAUAAUGUUCAACUGAGUGUACAGAAGACAAUAGAUUUAUCUAUUUCUGUGCUGCAAAAAGCAUAAUUAUCUUCCAUUUCCCCUUCUAUGAAUAACUAGCUAUUUUCCAAAUUCUCCCCAUUAUUUAAAAAAAACCACACACACAACAAACUCUGGAAUGGGCACCCUUCUCUUUGUCAUUUUUGUUAUUUCCAUAGGAUAGAUUCCUAGAUUAAUUGAAGUGUUUAAGGCUCUUUAUGUACAGCUUAAUUCAUUUUCAACAUUGUACUAAACACGCUUCCUCAAGCAUAGCAGUGCGUAAUUCUCCACAAUCUCCCCAGCACUGAUAUUAAUAAUGUAAGGCAUCUUCUUAAUCAUGUGUGACUUUGCAUGGUGCUUUAGACUUCUAGACAUUCUCCAUCCUCGUUGAUCGUCUCAAGUUCAGAUAUAAAAUUUCUGCCUUGAUUCUAACACAGUGUACAGGGCCUACACUAUAUUCUGGGUGACAAGAUGGCUUGGCUUUCCUUUCCUUCUCCCCCUGCUCCUAAGCUGGUCUCCUCACCUUUAUCAAGUGCUAUUUUUUCAACCAUGCUUUAUUGUGUAGGGGCCAAAGGGAAAGUUCCUCUUUGCCCUCUGAAGGUUCACUGAAAGCCAACUCAUAAAAGGCAGAUUUUUGGAGAAAAGGCAAAUAAAUGGAUUAUUUAUUUAUUUAUUAUUUAUUUUUGAGAUGGAGUCUCGCUCUGUCACCCAGGCUGGAGUGCAGUGGCGCGAUCUCGGCUCACUGCAACCUCCGCCUCCCGGGUUCAAGCGAUUCUCCCGCCUCAGCCUCCGGAGUAGCUGGGACUACAGACGCCCGCCACCACGCCCGGCCUUUACCGCCAGUUUUCACACAGAAAAGCGGGGGGAACAUCAGAGUCGUGUUUUUAGGUUUUGUGGCUGGCUUUGGGGGUCUGGCCUCUGGGACUCGCCUUGGGUAAAAGGGAUUCACUCUGUGAGGAGCCUCGCGGGAGAAAAGAACUGAGACUGGAGGCCUGGGAAGGUCAGAGGGAAACUGCCUCCCAGGCCUUCAUUUUGGGGCGUUGUGUUCUGAGCCCCGAUAAUUGUAACAUCUUCAUAAGCGACUUUCUGGUGGUUAUGGUGAAUCGGGACACACGAUGUAUGGUGACCGACGGGGGAGCCGGGAGCCCAGCGGGGUUAGGGUUCAGGUGAGGGUUUAGGGUCGGGGCGAGCGCGGCGCGGCCCGGAUGCGCAGCGUCACCGCGCCAGACCCUCCGCUCAGCUGCCGUGGGCUCUCCCCCUCCCCGACCAUAGACGGCGCAGGCCUCCAGUCAUCCCAGAGCGGCCCCGGAAGAAUCCGGGCGGAACCGCGGCUGGCUUCCGGUUCCCGGCGUUCUCGGAGGCGUACUGAGGCCCCGCAGGGGGCGGGGAAGCCUGCGUGUGCGCAGCUCGGCCCGGCCCGCCCUCUUCAUCCUAGCCCGCCCCCUCCCCGGCUCUGGACCCGGUUCUGUGGGAGGGUCCGUUCCGGGCUCGGUGCGACUGCGCAGCUCCUCGGCGCUUCCUCGGUGGCUUCCCCGGGUCGAGCAAACAGGUGGGGCAGUGUCGGACCAGGAAGGAGCGCCAAGCGGGCAGGCAGGCGGGGAGGGCGCGGGGAGGGCGCGGGGAGGCGGCGGCCAGUCCAGGAGGAGCCUGUUCUGGGUGCCGCGGGAGCCACCGACGGGCUGCAGAGGCCGGGAGGAGGCGACCGCGGCGCGGCCCUAGAAGGCUGGACUGAGGACCACAGCUGGCUUCCGGCCUCUCCCCGGAGCCUGGGGCCUUCGGCAGCAUCCCCGCGGCCUCCUUCUCACGUCCUCAGCCUUGGUAAGUUCGGGGAGACUUCAGGCCAGGGCAGUCUCCUGUCUUCUCUUGGAAACCACAGCAGCCCAUGCACACAGAAUGGCAGCCACAUUCCAGCUUCCAGGGCACCAGGAGAUGCCGCUGACCUUCCAGGAUGUGGCCGUGUACUUCUCUCAGGCGGAGGGGCGGCAGCUGGGCCCCCAGCAGCGGGCGCUCUACCGGGAUGUGAUGCUGGAGAACUAUGGGAACGUGGCCUCUCUGGGAUUCCCUGUCCCUAAGCCGGAGUUGAUCUCCCAGCUGGAGCAGGGGAAGGAACUUUGGGUCCUGAAUCUUCUGGGAGCUGAGGAACCAGAUAUCUUGAAAAGCUGCCAGAAAGAUUCUGAGGUUGGGACCAAGAAGGAACUAUCUAUUUUAAACCAAAAAUUUUCCGAAGAAGUAAAAACCCCAGAAUUUGUAUCAAGAAGACUCUUAAGGGAUAAUGCACAGGCCGCUGAGUUUCGGGAAGCAUGGGGCCGUGAGGGCAAACUCAAAGAGCGCGUGGGAAAUUCUGCCGGGCAGAGUUUGAACAAACCCAAUAUUCACAAGAGAGUUUUAACAGAAGCUACCGUGGGCAGGGAAAGAUCUUUGGGAGAAAGAACCCAAGAGUGUAGUGCAUUUGAUAGAAACUUGAAUCUGGACCAAAAUGUUGUUAGACUUCAAAGAAAUAAAACAGGAGAGAGGGUCUUUAAAUGUGAUAUAUGCAGCAAAACCUUCAAAUAUAAUUCAGACCUAAGUAGACACCAGAGAAGUCACACUGGGGAGAAGCCGUACGAAUGUGGCCGGUGUGGGCGAGCCUUUACUCACAGCUCAAAUCUUGUUCUGCACCAUCACAUUCACACUGGAAAUAAACCAUUUAAAUGUGAUGAAUGUGGGAAAACUUUUGGACUCAAUUCUCACCUCCGUCUUCAUCGGAGAAUUCACACUGGAGAAAAACCCUUUGGCUGUGGUGAGUGUGGGAAGGCUUUCAGUCGAAGCUCAACUCUUAUUCAACAUCGGAUCAUUCACACAGGAGAGAAACCCUACAAGUGUAAUGAAUGUGGAAGAGGCUUUAGCCAGAGCCCCCAGUUAACUCAGCAUCAGAGAAUUCACACUGGAGAGAAGCCGCAUGAAUGCAGUCACUGUGGGAAGGCCUUCAGUCGAAGCUCCAGCCUUAUUCAGCAUGAGAGAAUUCACACUGGAGAGAAGCCCCAUAAAUGCAAUCAGUGUGGGAAGGCCUUCAGUCAGAGCUCAAGCCUUUUCCUCCAUCAUCGGGUUCAUACUGGAGAGAAACCCUAUGUAUGUAAUGAAUGCGGCAGAGCCUUUGGUUUUAACUCUCAUCUUACUGAACACGUAAGGAUUCACACAGGAGAAAAACCCUAUGUUUGUAAUGAGUGCGGCAAAGCCUUUCGUCGGAGUUCCACUCUUGUUCAGCAUCGAAGAGUUCACACUGGGGAGAAGCCCUACCAGUGCGUUGAAUGUGGGAAAGCUUUCAGCCAGAGCUCCCAGCUCACCCUACAUCAGCGAGUUCACACUGGAGAGAAGCCCUAUGACUGUGGUGACUGUGGGAAGGCCUUCAGCCGGAGGUCAACCCUCAUUCAGCAUCAGAAAGUUCACAGCGGAGAGACUCGUAAGUGCAGAAAACAUGGUCCAGCCUUUGUUCAUGGCUCCAGCCUCACAGCAGAUGGACAGAUUCCCACUGGAGAGAAGCACGGCAGAGCCUUUAACCAUGGUGCAAAUCUCAUUCUGCGCUGGACAGUUCACACUGGUGAGAAAUCCUUUGGAUGUAAUGAAUAUGGAAAAGCUUUCAGUCCCACCUCACGACCCACUGAAGAUCAGAUAAUGCAUGCUGGGGAAAAGCCCUAUAAAUGUCAAGAAUGUGGAAACGCCUUCAGUGGAAAGUCAACCCUUAUUCAACAUCAGGUAACUCACACUGGUCAGAAACCAUGUCAUUGCAGUGUGUAUGGGAAAGCCUUCAGCCAGAGUUCACAGCUCACACCACCUCAGCAGACUCGUGUUGGAGAGAAACCUGCUUUAAAUGAUGGCUCUAAAAGAUACUUUAUUCAUAUCAAGAAGAUUUUCCAAGAAAGACAUUUUUAAUGUGAUAAAUGCAGAAGACAGUUUAGCAACUGUUCACUUGACAUUAGAAGAUAAGAUGGCAUAAUGAAAGAUAUAUAAGGUCUAAAUAUUACUGGCAAAGUAAAAUAAAUAGUUCAGAUGACUACUAAAGUCAAAGUCAUUAAAUCUGGAAGUAAACACGAGAAUUCAUUCUGGGAAAUCAGGCUGUCUGUGUAAAGGUUACUGCUGUGCUCAGGAGUUGAACCGUGUGGUGCUGUAUCCGGAUACUCAUGACGAAUGGAUGGAGGGCGUGAAAAGUGAGCCCAGCUGGUGCUCUGGGUCUACCCUACCUGACAUCCUUCCAGUCUUAUCCUUUGUUUCCUAUCCAGGCCCAGGCUUGUGGCUGAGAACAUCCACUUUCAGUCCCAUAUACCUGCCUCCAAGUGUGGUACAGAGAACUUGGGCCUGCUGGGGGCGCUUAGCCUUACUCUCUCCACCACCUCUCCCACCAACCCCCAGAUGAACUGCAGGUAGACGUUUCUUCCUUGCUUGGAGCCCCAGUUUUUGCAUUUCAUUUUCAUUAAAAUGAAAGGUGGUUUGGUUUUGGUUCUAAGGAGCUCUACAGUUUAACAGAGAGAGGGACCUUAGGGGCCAAGAAAGCAGGGGCCUACCAAGUAUCUCCACUUUUGAAAAUUGUAAUUACUGAUAAAAAAUUUUUUAAAGGCAGGUUUAUUGAAGCAUAAUUUAUAAACAAUAAAAUUUACUCUUUUUAGUGUA
This is a messenger RNA of Homo sapiens (human), 5273 nucleotides long. RefSeq names its product zinc finger protein 251 (gene ZNF251). The transcript has 5 exons. NCBI's taxonomy places the organism in Eukaryota, Metazoa, Chordata, Mammalia, Primates, Hominidae. The record is from RefSeq and is a predicted model, not a curated record. Gene Ontology annotation, biological process: regulation of DNA-templated transcription. Gene Ontology annotation, cellular component: nucleus. The coding region runs from base 2523 to 4538 and encodes 671 amino acids.